AUGCCCAUGCAUUGGACAGAUACUUCGGAUGCGCAUCUAUUCGCGCAUCUCCUUCGCACGCACAAGUUCAAGAUCGAUAUUGAUGCACUUACUGAGGCGAUGCGCAAUGAGGAACAAUUGUCACCGGGUGCAAUUGAUCGUCGGAUCAAGAAUCUUCGAAGUGGCAGAGCUGGGCCAGCGCUGGGGAAUCCAAAGAAAUCGGACGCAACAUCGCCAAUCACUCGAUCUCAUACAGUCAAUGACGACCCUCCCAGCACAAACAGCGAUGUGACUUCGCCUACGCCAAACCAGAAAAGAAAACGGGCAUCUGGGCACGAGACCGAUACCGAGACCAAUGAAAGACCCAAACCAAAAUAUAACAAAAAGCAACGACGCUUCUCCCAUCCUGGAAACCCCACAAAGCCCCCAAAUAUGCCACAUACUCGAGUCGCAAACUUAAGCAACAGGCCGUCUUCUGCCAAGGAUGGCAUGGAAGAAAGACAUGUCAGAUUUACUGACAAGGAAGGUAAUGAGAAUAGAGAUCGGAUGCGAGACUGGUUAGAUUUGAUAUAUCCAUUUCUCGCCAAGAUCAGUAGGGAUCCUGUCUUCAGAGAAGAUAUUGAGAAGCGUUGA
Xylona heveae TC161 is the source of this 612-nucleotide messenger RNA. RefSeq lists its product as hypothetical. The record is from RefSeq and is a predicted model, not a curated record. The transcript is spliced from 3 exons. The coding region runs from base 1 to 612 and encodes 203 amino acids. NCBI's taxonomy places the organism in Eukaryota, Fungi, Ascomycota, Xylonomycetes, Xylonales, Xylonaceae.